ACUGAUAGCCAGUCAUCGACUUGAGGAGGCUGAGGGCAAGAGGGCUCAAAGGAGAAAACCGACCCCGGACUUUUGUCCUUUUAGAAAUCCGAAUCCAAAAAUGGGCAGCAUGGACUCCUACGAGCAGGUCCAAAAGGGACCCCUGAAGCUCAAAGGAGUCACAGAGCUUGACGUGACCAAGCGGAAGAAGAAAAAGGGCAGAGACAAAGCAAAACUCCUGGAAACGAUGGGCAAAAUCCAGAAGAACCAGGAGGAGGAGCUGAGGCACCACCUCGAUAAGCGGACCCCAGCCCAGGUGGCCUUUGAGAAGGUGCAGGAGAAGCGACAAAUGGAGAGGAUCCUGAAGAAAGCAUCCAAAACCCACAAGCAGAGAGUGCAGGACUUCAACAGACACCUGGACACGCUCAUGGAGCACUAUGACAUUCCUAAAGUCAGCUGGACCAAGUAGCCGCCCCACCAGGAGAUGGAGUAUUGUCCAGGGGAAGCAGGAAGCAGAGUUGGGUUCAUCUCUGGAGCCUUUGGAAACAUUCUUUUACACACAUCCUUUUGAGUCUUCUGCUGAGCCCGUGCUUAUCAAAGUAAUGGGCCCUUAUACUGGAACUGCAUUUAAGAGAGAUGGCCCUUUAACUCUAAAUUAAAAAAAAAAAAAGUGUAA
This is a messenger RNA of Bubalus bubalis (water buffalo), 655 nucleotides long. RefSeq names its product protein FAM32A-like. Lineage: Eukaryota; Metazoa; Chordata; Mammalia; Artiodactyla; Bovidae. The record is from RefSeq and is a predicted model, not a curated record. The transcript is spliced from 2 exons. Bases 101 to 448 code for a protein of 115 amino acids. Gene Ontology annotation, cellular component: nucleolus.